This is a messenger RNA of Myotis davidii, 2357 nucleotides long. RefSeq names its product chromosome unknown open reading frame, human C2orf54 (gene MAB21L4). The record is from RefSeq and is a predicted model, not a curated record. The transcript has 4 exons. Bases 829 to 2088 code for a protein of 419 amino acids. Lineage: Eukaryota; Metazoa; Chordata; Mammalia; Chiroptera; Vespertilionidae.
ACUCUUCUCAAGCUGAAGGCCAGGUGGGGUGGGGGACAGGCAACUUGAGGGCCCAAGGCUGGUGGUGGGCAUCAGGGGGCACUGGACACAGGCCUUGCAGGAGCAAGGGGCAGGAUUCACACCUGGACUUUGGUGGGCCCCAAGUUGGAAGUUCCCAGCUUCCAACCGGGGGCACCGGUACCUGAGGGAAUGCUCAGGUUAUUAUGGAAAUGCAGUCCCCAGCUCUGGCCUGAGGCUGUUGCUUUUAGGAAGCCUCAGAGAGAGACAGCUGGGAGGUGGUGGCCCCGGAGAAGGCCUCCACACUCAGGGGGCCCUGCCUCACCUUUCACAUCUCAGCAAAAGGGGAUAUCUUGUGUCCAAACACCAAUCUAGUGGGGUGGUGGUGGUGGGGUGAUGUCACAGAGACCCUGAGGCUGCUGCCACUGGGAUAAGGGUGGGAGGGGGGACAAAAACAGGCCCCCGCCUCCAGGGACAGCACAGUAGCAGGGUGGGGGUAGCGGGGAGCCAGGCCCAGGAGGGUGGGAGUCUCAGCUUGAAUGUGCCUUGGGCCUAGAGGCUGAGGCAGUGUGAGAGAGGGAGGUGCCCAGCGAGGCCCCUCCCCUGUAAACAGGCCCCCUCUCUGCCUGCUCCUGUGGCAUUCCUAAUUGUUGAUGAUUGACUCACCCUCACUUCAAAGGCUUGGGCCAAGUUCAGCUAUUUAACCUGCUGCACCCCACAUCACUCUGGAAUUCUGCUCUGCGGGGAGCUGGUGCCCCACCUGCGGACCUGCUCCUCACCUGGGCAGGUGCCUCCUCCCGGCUUCGGCUUCGGCACAGCCCCUCCAGGGCUAUGUCCUCUGCCCUGGCCCCAGCCAUGGUCGUGCAGGUGCCCCUGUGGCACCACUACCUGCAGGCCAUCCGCUCGCGGGAGGCCUCCCGAGCGCAGGACUACCAGCGUGCAGAGAACGUGCUACUCACCGUGCUGGAGCGCGUGCAUGCCCAGGACCCCCGCUUCCUUGUGGAUUACUCCCGAGACCUGGAGGCCUUGCAGUUUGCCCUGCGCUCCUCGGACAGCCCAGUGGACAUGGAGGUGCCUCUGAGGGUGGACGCUGAAGCCCUCCUGAGUGAGGAGCCAGGGUCCGGUGAGAUGGGCGAUGGCCCCGUGACCUGCCGCCUGGGUGUCCCUAGAGAAGGGGCCGGCUUGGAGCAGUGGGUGACUGACGACGUCUUCACUGCCUCCUUGAACAGCAGCGCCAAGUGCUGCGGCCACAUUGUGCCCGGCAAGGUCCUGCACGUCCUCAAGGACCUUCUCGUGGCUGCCAUCGUGCACUGCAAGCACCAUGGCCUCAUCACGCCAGGUUCUCUGAAGGCGGACAGCCUGUGGGAGGAGGCGCUUCACCUGUCGCUGCUGGUGUCCAGUGGCUGGAGGACAAUCCGCUUCAACGUGGUGCCCGUGGUGCGGUGGAAGCACAGGGUGCCUGUCCUGGAGGGGGCCCAGCGGGCGCCCGGGUUCCCUGAAGGCAGCUUGAAAAGGAUCAUCAGCCAAGAGGUGGCCCUGGUGCCCGCCAACGCCCAGCUCUGGAGGCUGUGCUGCUCUGGGCCUCGGUGCUCUUCCCGGCGCCCGAGGACUGGGCGGAGCUGCAGGGCGCUGUGUACCGCCUGCUCGUCGUGCUGCUGUGCUGCUUGGCCACCAGGAACCUGCCCCACUUCCUCCACCCCGAGCACAACCUGCUGCAGGACACCAGCCUGGACCUCAAUGCCCUCUACCAGCGCGUGGAGCACUUCGCCAGCCAGCCUGAGGCGUCCCUGCGCAUCCACGUCACCCACCUGGGCCGCAGCCCCCCGCCGCGCAUCGGCCACGGGGUCAAGGCGCUCCUGCAGCUGCCUGCCAGCGACCCCACCUACUGGGCCACUGCCUACUUUGAUGUCCUGCUGGACAAGUUCCAGGUCUUCCACAUCCAGGAUAAGGACCGGAUCUCGGCCAUGCAGAGCAUAUUCCGGAAGACCAAGACCCUGGGCGGCGAGGACAGCUGAGUGGGUGCCUGGGCUCUGCUGCUGCUGCACUGCCCCACGGAGGCUCCUGGGACGCGGGCAGAGGCCUUCACCUUGAGGCGGGUGGUGGGUCUUGGAGGGACUUUGUCCGGGGGGGGUGGCCUCAUGGGAGUCUAAGAGUGCAGGACAGUGGGCCCCUGGGAGCAGCUGCCUCGUCUCCAGGGGUGAGGGGCGUGUGCUUCUUGUGUCCUUCCACCUGCGUGGUGCCAUCAAGACUCAGAAAACUCAGUGUCUGGACCUGAGGACUCGUCCCGUCUGAGUCAAAUGCCACUCUGAGGUGAAAUACUACGUGUCUGAUCUGGAAUAAAUUAAUGCAGUCCCAGGGAA